AUGAGACUCCAUCUUAUCAGUGUGGGCCUGAUCUAUGGCGCAAUCCCGCUAGCUAGGGUGCUGGCCCAGACGUCUCCUGUCGCGGGUAUCAGCCUCCUGAAUACCUUGUCCAAUUUGGCAAAUGAGCAUGAGUCCAGUGUGCUUUCCGAUCUGGUGUCGAACCUGCAGCAGAUCGGGUCAAUUCCUCCACCGAACACGCCCGAGGAAGCAUUGUUGGCCCUCCAACACAGCUCUGGCUUGUCAACUGGGUUCUCGAGCGUUGUGGACAUUGCCCAGGAUGGAUACACUGACAGCGAGCUCAACUCGCUCGACAACCGGAACCCAAAUCCCAACGACGAGAUAUAUCCCAAAAGCAAGGACGAUGCCCCGUACUCGCUGUCCGAAGCAACACUCCGAUCAGCCAUAUACAUGCCCGAGUCUUUCGGCUGUGGCCGCAACGGAAAGACCCCAGUCAUUCUGAUACCCGGCACGGCCAUUCCAUCCGGAACCACCUGGUACUAUAGCUUCAGCAAGCUCGGCAACAGCACCAACGCCGACGUGGUCUGGGUGAAUAUGCCACGAGCCUCACUCAACGAUGCACAAGUCAACGCCGAAUAUGUCGCGUAUGCUAUCAACUACAUCUCAUCGCUCUGCAGCAAACCAACCGCCUUAAUCUCUUGGUCCCAGGGCGGCCUAAACACGCAAUGGGCACUGAAGUAUUGGCCCUCGACGCGACCAGCUCUCCAAGAUUUCAUCGCCAUGAGCCCUGAUUUCCACGGCACCGUCGUCGAAGCAGCAAUCUGUCCCGCCCUCACCUACGUCGCCUGCACGCCCUCCAUCCUCCAACAAGCCUGGACCUCCCAAUUGAUCCAAACCCUCCGCUCCUCCUCCGGCGACUCAGCCUACGUCCCGACCACAAUCAUCUACUCGUCCUUCGACGAAAUCGUAGAACCCAUGUCCGGGCCCAACGCAUCCGCCAUUUUAAGCGACGCGCGUAAUGUCGGCGUCACCCACGCACACCUGCAACGCAUCUGCCCGACCAGCCCGCAGGGGGGGUUUUAUACGCACGAGGGCGUUUUGUACAACCCCCUUGCGUGGGCACUUGCGAUUGACGCCAUCACGCAUCCCGGACCCGGCAGCCUUACGCGGCUGGAUCUGAAGCAGGUGUGCGGAAUGGCGUUGGCGCCCGAGCUGGAUUUGACCGAUCUGCUUGGUACCGAGGGUCUGUUGUUGAUUGCGGCGGCGGAGCUGGGGACUUAUGAGCCCCAGGCCGCGCGCGAGCCGGCUAUCGCAGGCUACGCGUCGAAUGGAGGCGGGGCUUAG
Penicillium maclennaniae is the source of this 1302-nucleotide messenger RNA. RefSeq names its product putative lipase. The transcript is spliced from 2 exons. Lineage: Eukaryota; Fungi; Ascomycota; Eurotiomycetes; Eurotiales; Aspergillaceae. The coding region runs from base 1 to 1302 and encodes 433 amino acids. The record is from RefSeq and is a predicted model, not a curated record.